AUGACGGUCUCGGAGGACCUCAAUUUCUGUUUCCCAGUGCGGGAGUUAUCGAAUGAACGCAUCAAGAUGACUCCCUUCAAAGCAUCGAUCCAUUCCUCUCCGCUAUGUUCCAUCCUAUCAACUCACCCAGAGCUAUGGGCACACAUGCCCACCGGCCCAUUCCAAACCGUCGAAGAUUUCAACACCAAUUUCCUCGACACCCUAGUCCACCACGACCCAGGAAUGGUAUCAUUCGCCAUCAUAGAUAAAACAAAACCACCCUCUGCGGCAGACGAGGAAGGCGAGCUAGCUGGCAUGAUGUCUUACAUGAACUCUUCUUCCGUGCAUCUAUGCACAGAAAUCGGAUAUAUCAUCAUCCUUCCCCAAUUUCAAAGGACGCAUGUCAAUUCCAAUGCUGUUGGGCUUCUUUUGCGGUAUGCGCUCCAAGUGCCGUCUCAGGGCGGUUUGGGGCUGCGAAGGGUUCAGUGGCAAUGCAGCUCUGUGAACGCCCCUUCUAUUCGUGCGGCUGAAAGACUGGGCUUCAGGAAGGAGGGAAUUAUGAAAUGGCAUCGUGUGUUUCCUGGAGGCAAGGACAAUGCCAAGGUACAUAAUGGUCGUGAGAUGCCUCGGGGUAGUCUUGACGAAGAAGACUAUGCAAGGGAUACCGUUGUUCUCGCUCAUUGUUGGGAUGAUUGGGAGCAAGGUGGGAGAGAGAACAUACAAGCAAUAAUGAACAGACAGCAUUAA
Molecule: messenger RNA, 726 nt
Organism: Suillus fuscotomentosus
Lineage: Eukaryota; Fungi; Basidiomycota; Agaricomycetes; Boletales; Suillaceae
Product: acetyltransferase
Exons: 2
Coding region: 1-726 (241 amino acids)
Molecular function (GO): protein-N-terminal-alanine acetyltransferase activity; protein N-terminal-serine acetyltransferase activity
Source: RefSeq, a predicted model, not a curated record